AUGAAAGAGGCCACGCAGCGACCGGCCGACAUGGCUACAGCUCGACCACCGACAGCGAGUAGCACGACGUCGCCAUCAGCUGUAGCGGCCGACAGUUGUGCGCGCCGCAACGCGCACACGCGGGCGCCAGCGCUCCCCGUGGGCUUCUUCGACGACGCGGCGGCCGACGCCAAAGCGCGUCACGUGGACGUGCAGCAGCUGGCAGCGACGCAGCUCGCGUCGGACUGGGAAGCGUUCCAAGAGUUUGCCGCAGAGGUGGAGCAACGAGCGGUCGAGGAAGAGCGCGUGCAGGUGCAGGAGACAAAGGAGCGCGAGGCCGUCGACGAGCUCGAGAACAUGCAGUACGUGGACAGGUACCGCGUGGCGCUCGAGCGUGUCGCGCGUCUGCGCAGUGGAAAGAAGACGGCCGAGAAGAGGCACGUGGACGAGGCGAACGGCGACGUCGGUGCAGUAGAUGACGACGACGACGACCUUGAGGCACCAGGCGCCGGUAUCGUCCAAGCCGCCGUGCGCGAGUUCCAGCACAAGCAGAAGAAGAAGAAGAGGAAGCAGCAGCAGCAGCAGACGAGCAACAAGCAGCAGAGGGAGCAGGUAGCCAGCAACGACCUGGACGAGCUGGACUUGUGCAACUGGAGGUCUCGCGGCCUGUGA
Molecule: messenger RNA, 651 nt
Organism: Hyaloperonospora brassicae
Lineage: Eukaryota; Oomycota; Peronosporomycetes; Peronosporales; Peronosporaceae
Source: the annotation of a GenBank genome assembly